GAAAUGACCAUCAGCAUCCUACUCUACUCGGUAAUCACAGACAUCUCUGUGGUUAUUUAAAUAAUAAAAAACACAACAAAGAAUACGCUUAAGUAUGUUAAAGCUUCAGCUUUGGCUAAGUUUAUGGGAUCAUCCUUUGGUCAAAUUAAAAAAAAAAAAAAAAGCCGAGGUUAUUCACCCCGGUUCCAACGCGAAGGUAUUUUCAAAGACGUGCUUUUUUUGCUUACGGCUUCUACUUUUACUCUAUGUCAUAGCCCUUUUUUGCGGGAUAUUACUCUUUAGUCAUGAACUAUUCGUCCAAUCCUUUAGUCAUGAACUACUCGUCCAAUCCUUUAAUAAUGAACUAUCGUCCACUUCUCUAAGCUUUCAUGAAGCAAGGAAAAAAGAAAAAAAAAACAUUCGCAAUCAUGAAAAAAAAUUUAUACUCUUCAUUUCAUGAUUAAGAGUAAGGGCCAAUAGCGAUUAAGAAUUAUAUAAAGAGUCACAAUU
Messenger RNA from Rhizopus microsporus ATCC 52813, 489 nucleotides. RefSeq lists its product as uncharacterized. NCBI's taxonomy places the organism in Eukaryota, Fungi, Mucoromycota, Mucoromycetes, Mucorales, Rhizopodaceae. The record is from RefSeq and is a predicted model, not a curated record. The transcript has a single exon. The coding region runs from base 95 to 439 and encodes 114 amino acids.